AUUUCUUCCUACUUCAUCACAUUUCAACCCGAUUCUACAUAAGAUGGCAAAUUUCUAAUGGCAGCACCAGUAGUAUAACUACAAAUGUGGCUGCCUGCGUAGGAAACGAUAAAGAAAUAUUAUAAAAUCGUAGAUAACUACGCUACGAAGAGGUAGUCGUCAGUGCCAACACAGAAGACUCUACCUUCAGUAUCAUCACUUCAAAAAAGAAAAAGAGAAAAGAGAAAAACUAUUAUCCACCAACCCCUGAAUACUAUUGAUCUCCAUACAUAGUCGUCACCAUGAACAAAGGAACAUCCCCAGACCAGUUCUUCCAGACUGAUGCCGAGCAGGCCAAGAGAGAAAGACGUGCGGCGAAAGCUGGUAACAAGAAUGGCAAUCCCAUCGUCCUUAAAUCAAAGCUGUUAGCUGCUAUAUCGGAUCCCGCCGACCCAUCCUCGGUUCUCAUUGCCGAGUCUGCAGGAUCAGUUCGUAGGGUAAAUGUUGAUACAGGGGAUACAAAGCAGGUGUUCCGAGGCCCACCGGCACCGGUAACUUGUGUUGCUGUCGGUGGAUCUGGUAACAAUACACUCUUUGCCGGCUCUUGGGAUAAGAACAUAUGGUCUUGGGACCUUGCUUCUAAAACACCUGGUCGCAAAUACGAUGGUCAUUCGGACUUUGUUAAGGCCGUCGUGACCGCUAAGGUUGGAGGAAAGGACAUCCUGAUCAGCGGUGGUGCAGACAAGAAGAUCAUCGUAUGGGACCUCCAAACUGGAUCUCGACUCCAUGUGUUGCAAGACCAGGCUGUAUCAAUGAUGGCCAUUCAAGACCUUGUCAUUGACCCGGUGCAGUCGGGACCUGACGAAGUCAUACUCGUCAGUGCCAGUAGCGACCCUCACAUCCGUCGAUGGCGCAUUCGACUUGAUGGCUUUGAACAGAUCAAGGAAGCCUCGCCGGAUGAACCUGGCGCGGUUCGUCACACGGUUUUAGAACAUGACACUACGGUAUACAAGGUGGUAUUUGAUUCCGAAAGCGAAGAGGUCGACCUAUGGACAUCGAGCGGCGACGGCACAGCAAAAUGUCUAUCACGGAUCAACGGAUUUACGACUGAUGAUUCCGUCCGCCACGGUGACCACGUGCGGGCCGUUGCUGUGACAGACCAAUGGAUAAUCACCGCUGGAAGGGAUGAGGAUAUCAAAGUUUGGAACCGUUCAUCCGGGAAACUAUACAGUAUACUCGAAGGUCACUACGACGAAGUUACCGACCUGGUUGUCCUUAACGCAGGCAAGCGAAUUGUUUCGGUGUCUAUUGACGGGACAGUAAGGACAUGGUCGCUUUGCCAGGCCGAGCUCGAUAAGAUUAAUAAGGACAGGGAGGAUAAAGGGCUUAAGCAUGAAACGCCAGAAGAACCCAAAAAGGGAGUUAUGACAGCAGAGGAAGAAGCCGAACUUCUUGAGUUGAUGGAAGAUGAUGAAUAAUACCCCUGAUAAUACCCCUGAGACAUUUCGAGGCAAACGAUGAAUUAUUACUCGAAGACAUGAUUACCUUUUACAGGUAGAUUAUGUACGGAAAUAGACAGG
Daldinia decipiens is the source of this 1559-nucleotide messenger RNA. Its product is annotated as WD40 repeat-like protein. Gene Ontology annotation, molecular function: protein binding. Bases 282 to 1457 code for a protein of 391 amino acids. The record is from RefSeq and is a predicted model, not a curated record. The transcript is spliced from 3 exons. Lineage: Eukaryota; Fungi; Ascomycota; Sordariomycetes; Xylariales; Hypoxylaceae.